Molecule: messenger RNA, 1647 nt
Organism: Rhagoletis zephyria (snowberry fruit fly)
Lineage: Eukaryota; Metazoa; Arthropoda; Insecta; Diptera; Tephritidae
Source: RefSeq, a predicted model, not a curated record
AUGAAUGCCGGACCAAGUUUGGAGCAUGAAGUUUGUUUUCACUAUGGCCAUAACAAAGCAAGCUGGUUUAGCACAUAUGAAGAGCAAAAACAACACUGGCCAAUGGACACGAGCAAACAUGUGGGCAGAGGCAAGUCGUUUACAACAGCCGACUUUUUUCACUAUGAUUUUGGUGGCAUCAUUGAGCACUUGUUCAUCAACUCUGAUGGUUUUGCUGUAAUGCUUAAUGAGCACCAUCCGUGGUUUUUGAGGCGUGACUCUAAUAACGGAGAUCCUAUUUUUUGCGUUUCUGUUUCACAUGAUGAUCCGUAUCCAAAGUUGAACAAAUAUCCUAGCGGCUACUUUGACAUACAGUUUACAGUUAAAGUGGGAAAAAACAUUCGAGAUGUCACUAAAUCUUUUACUGAUCCAAACUCAAAAUCAAACGCUAAACUUGCUCACCCGACUCACUUACCUGAUGAAAGAGUUAUCCGCUAUCCAAUCUGGUCAACUUGGGCUGAGUAUAAGAAAAACAUUAAUGAACACAAGGUAUUGGAUUUUGCUACACAAAUUAAGAAACAUGGCUUUCCAAACUCUCAAAUUGAAAUUGACGAUUUCUGGGAGCACAAAUACGGCGAUUUUUCUUUUGACCAUAACAAGUUUCCUGACCCCAAAAAGCUUAUUUCAGAGUUGCAUGGAUUAGGCUUUCGUGUUACCGCUUGGGUGUAUCCCUUUGUGAAUCAUGAUUCAGUUGCCUAUGAAGCCAAUAAAAAUCACUUCAUUAAAGACGCCAACGGACAUCCGCUCAAGGUGGACUGGUGGGAUGGAUCAGGUGGAGCAGUUGACUUUUCUGAUGUUCAUUCGGCAAAAUGGUUCGUUGAUCGGCUGGAAAAACUAAAAAAAGACACCGGUUUGGAUGCGUAUAAGUUUGACGCCGGCGAGCUGAACUGGUAUGGAAAGAAGUUUCACGUCAAAGACCCACAGGUGCAGCUGUUUCCGAACUUGAUGACUCAACGAUACGUGCAAACGUGCUCCAAUUUAGGAGGUAUGAUUGAAGUGAGAACGGCCUAUAAAUCACAACAGCUGCCCAUCUAUGUGCGAAUGCUGGACAAAGGUUCCCGUUGGAGCAUUGACAACGGCCUGCAAACCUUGGUCACUACCUCGUUGAUGAUGUCCCUUGCCGGUUAUCACUUCAACUUGCCUGACAUGAUUGGCGGCAAUGCGUACGGCCCUAAACCUGAUGAGGAGCUGUACAUUAGGUGGGUGCAGGCAAAUGCCUUCCUUCCGUCGCUGCAGUUCUCCAUUCCACCCUGGGCCUACAAAGCCUCUACUGUCAACAUCACCAAAAAGUUUGUCGAUUUGCAUGUUGAACACGCGGACACAAUUAUUCAGCUGGCAAAGGAGGCGAUCAGUCACGGAACACCAAUCAUUAGACCGAUGUGGUACGCAGAGCCAGAUGAUCACCGGACUUUCAAGAUAGGCGACCAGUACAUGCUGGGCGAAGACAUUGUGGUGGCGCCCGUCCUGGAGAAGGGACAAGUAGAACGACAGGUGUACCUGCCUUCGGGAACCUGGCUGGACGCCAGUGGAAAGAGCUUCACCGGCCCGGCAGAAAUUAAAGUGUCGGCGCCUCUUGAAGUGCUGCCGUGGUUUAAGCGAAAACACUAG